AUCGUCAGAGAGCUGCGAGAGUAGAGACAAGUUGGUGUGUGUAUGUGGUUUAGAAUUGUGGCCAGUAACUUUAUUUCAUUACUGACUUUUAGGCCAGUGCUUUGCUUUUACUGUCGUUACUACAUCGAGUAUGAAAAUAUGUGAUUAGUUCGGCUUUAAGAUUCAAGUAUGCGUGAUUUGAAGAGCACGCAUGACGGAUACAAUUGCAAAAUGAGGUGGGAAACAACCAGAAAGAAAGGAAUUGAGUCGCCAGUGUAUGCUAAGUUGGUUGACCCCCCUAGCAACAGUUAUCCAUUUGAAAAUCACAGCGGAGGUGUUGAAAUAUGCAGAAUGAAUUGGAAGAGCCAGACUGCAUUGACAUCAACAGAUAUGGAAAAAGUUAUCACAAGGAGAGUGCCGCCAAGUGACAGUGGUAAGAACAGAAUUGCAGAUGUAACUGGGGCUUACAGUGACAAAAACAAAAUUGCCAUGGAUACUGAGAAUGGCAGGAACAGAAUUGCAACUGGGACUGAUAGUGCCAAGUCCAGAAUUGUCAAAGGUAUUGACAGUUGCGAGAAUAAAGUUGCUGAUAAUACAGCAAAUAAAGAAAAUGAAACGAGUCUCACAAACAGUGAGGCAAUUAAGAUGGAAACGGAAAAUGAAGCCACUUGUACUAAGAGAGACAAGGAUUCCAGCAGCAGACGUGAGAAGAAGAAGGACCUUCCAGAAGAUUUUAGUAACAGUGAGGAAAACGGUGAAGAUGAGUGUCAAGAACAAAAGGAGAAAGUUCCAUCUGUUUCCGUUUCUGAUGAUGAAAUCCAGAUGAAGAAUUUUGAAAUUACUGCUUCUGAAACAAAAAAUAUCGAAGGACAGCUGAAGAAAUUGGCAAUCAGUGUACCAGAAGAACUAUGUGAACGCAGUCCCAUGGGAAAUGAGAAGUGUCAUAUAAACAGUUACAGCUCAGAUAAAGUGUCAUCAAAAGUCCUGUGUAAUGGAGGAGGUAUUGUAGCUGAGGCACCCGCAUUGCCAAACCACGUGCAAAAUACAUGCCUCUCUGCAAGUGUGCAGGGAAACAUAAUUGACUCAUCAGAAUCUGACAAUUCUACAUUGCAGCUUCCAUCACAAGAAUUUCCAUUUGGUGAAGCAUCAUCAUCUCCCCCAGAUUCAUUUAAGUGUGGGUUGGAGCCUCCAUGCUUUAAAGGGGGUGAUCGUGAUACAUGCUUGAAUGAUUGCUGCAGUAAACCGAAAGGAGAACAUACACAAAACAUGACAGUGCCGCCAAGUGACGAUGGCAAGAACAGAAUUGCAGAUGUAACUUGGGCUGUCACCUACAGUGACAAGAACAAAAUUGCCAUGGGUACUGACAAUGGCAGGAACAGAAUUUCUACUGGGACUGAUAGUGCCAAGUCCAGAAUUGUUGAAGGUAUUGACAGUGGCAAGAAUGAAGUUGCUGAUGACAUAGAAAAUAAAGAAAAUGAAAUGAGUCUCACAAACAGUAAAGGAAUUAAGAAGGAAACUGGACGUAAAGCCACUGCUACUAAAAGAGAGAAAGAUUCCAGCAACAGACAUGAUAAGAAAGGCCUUCCAGAAGAUUAUAGUAACAGUGAAGAAAACUGUGAAGAUGAGUGUCAAGAACAAAAAGGGAAAGUUCCAUCUGUUUCCGUUUCUGAUGAUGAAAUUCAGCUGAAGAAUUUUGAAAUUACUGCUUCUGAAACAAAAAAUAUCGAAGGACAGCUGAAGAAAUUGGCAAUCAGUGUACCAGAAGAACUAUGUGAACGCAGUCCCAUGGGAAAUGAGAAACGCCACAUAAACAAUUACAGCCCAUAUGCUGUGUCAUCAAAAGUCCUGUGUAAUGGAGGAGGUAUUGUAGCUGAGGCACCCGCAUUGCCAAACCACGUGCAAAAUACAUGCCUCUCUGCAAGUGUGCAGGGAAACAUAAUUGACUCGUCAGAAUCUGACAUUCUCUCGUUGCUUCCAUCACCAGAAUAUCCAUUUGGUGAAACAUCAUCAUCUCCCUUAGAUCCAGUUUUAUAUGGGGAACCAUCUCCCUCAAGCCAACUGCCAUGUUUGCAGCAGGAUGAUCUUGAUCGGUGGUUAAAUAACUGUUUCACUACUCUGAAUGAAGAAAACAUACGAAACACGGACACUGAUGGCCCACUGGGGUUCCCAGGGAUAACAGAUUUAUGUAGCUUUCAACCACUAGACUCGCGCUACAUAAAUAACUGCUCUGAACAAAAUGAACUGACCCAAGAUCAUAAUCCCAUCAUUUUAUCUCAGUCUCCUCCAACAUACAGAUGCACAGCAUCUAUUCCAAGCAUGUCUUCGCCCUCUUCUGGGAGUCUUCACUCAUCUGAGUGUUCUACAUUAAGUUCACCAGUUUCAAGUCCUGGUGAUUCACUUACAAGUAAGUCCGAUUUGGAUACUGAAACUGAACUGCUGAAGACAGAAUUAAUCCUGCAAGAAGGAAGUUCUAGCCAGAGUGAUGCUUCAUUCUGGUCUGCUGAACUUAUAAAUAACAACAAUGUAAAUAAUUUGCUGGCCCCCAGUCAGCUAUGUAAUCCUGCAUUUUAUUCAUUGACAUAUCCAGUACAACCAACCAUCAGUUCACAAACAUCACAGCCACCGUUCACUAUGCAUCGAGCACAGCAGUCCAUCAGUGUGCAAGCACAUUCAGUGAACAGUGUACAAUGUGCACCCCAAAAUAUUCAUUUGUCACCAUCACCAAAUGUCCAAACUGUAGUAAUUCAGAAUAAUGUUCAGCCUUUCACAUACACAGUUCCUCAACAACCUAAUAUCCAACGGCUUCCUAUUGUUCCCAAUCUUGUUGCUGCUUCAGGUCGUGAACGAAUUUCUGAGAAGUUGAACAAAGCAGCAAAAGACUGUGCUUUGUUAACACUGGCAAAACUAACAGAUGAGGAGCUGUCUGAGGGGGAUGAGCAUGGUGACACGCAGUUGAUGAUUCUCAUUUAUAAUCAUCCAGAGAAGCUGGAAUAUAUCUUUGCCAUGGUCAAUAGAUUAAAAAACAUUCCAGGAGCCCUCGAAGCUAGAAAUUCCCAGAAUCAGUCGGCAUUACUUCUGGCCUGCUUGGGACUACCUCAUAUGCCUUUUGUGGCUCGUUUUAUAGCAGAGGCGGUGUUUGAAAAGGCUGUAUCGAAGAAUGAGGUGUAUGGAAACGGAAACACACUCUUACACCUCUUGUGUGCAAAAGGUGAUUCUCAUGUGGACAUAUUGGCCGAGCUUCUCAGUAUGAGGGACUUGAACAACCUUCCAUGCUUUGAUGUUAAUCAGUACAACUACAGAGAAGGAACCCCACUGCAUGUGGCAGUAAAAACGCACUCCAGAAAAAUUAAUUGCUCUCGUACAAUUGCUUUUUUAUUAAGCCAAGGAGCAGAUGUACUUGCACAGGAACGAUCUGGUGGUCUUACUGCACUGCAUAUGGCUAUAAAAGAAUCCUGUGACCCUCUGCUGGUGCAGAUCCUCCUGCAAGCAGCAGAGAGAAGGAACAUUAAUCUUGUAAAUAAGGGUGACUAUCCAGGUGACACAGCACUUCACUAUGUUGCCCUAAGAAACGACGUUGCAUUGAUUCAACAAGUCAAAGUUGUUCAGCUGCUGGUUCGGUAUGGAGCAGUGAGCAACCGUUGUGGUAGCCAGGGCAGAACACCCCUUGCUCUUGUUUCAGCUGAAAGAAAGAGUGUAAUCCAAAGAAUCAUUCAUAGACGGUGAGAAACUCUGGACGUCGGACAGACACUCAACUUCAUGAUCCAGUGAAUAUGGCUCUGUAAUGUGAGCCAUCCUGUAAAUAAGCUACAAAUUGUGUAUUGCUGCAUCCACAUUUGAGAAGUGACAUUCAUUUAUAUAGUAGUUUCCACAAUACAGAGGAGUAGUUCUCUUCAUGCUUAAUUCCAUUGCAUGAAAUGCAUCUUUCAAUGGGUUUUCAGCCCCAAAAAGGUAGAAAACGUCUUCCUGAGAUUUUGUAAUCUUCAGGCACCUUUUAUAUUUAAAAAGAAGGUCUGCUGUAUUCACAGCUUCCAUUUUAAAAAUGUGUGAAUAUGUGGCAUAGUAACUGACAGAAGGGCAUAAACCACAACAGACAUAACCUCUUAUGAGUAACUGGCCUGAGUGGACAGUGUUCCUAUGUAGGGGAGAACAUCAUGUUACCUGACAUGGAGGCAAGAAUGUGACAUUGUGUGCCAUGGGACAAGUAGCAUACAUGUCCACAGAUCAGAACAUCCUAGCCUGCUGUUAUAUAAUGUGUACAGUAUUAAUUGUUCAGCAGGUUGUUUUUGCAGUUAAUUU
Molecule: messenger RNA, 4275 nt
Organism: Cryptotermes secundus
Lineage: Eukaryota; Metazoa; Arthropoda; Insecta; Blattodea; Kalotermitidae
Exons: 14
Coding region: 169-3702 (1177 amino acids)
Biological process (GO): regulation of gene expression
Cellular component (GO): nucleus
Molecular function (GO): protein binding
Source: RefSeq, a predicted model, not a curated record